UACGUCACACGCGUUCGGACGUAUCGAAUUCAAUAUGGCCGCGCCGUGUGCGGGAGAUCGUCGAUGAGAAUGUUGUUCAAUAUUAUGGUGUGAACGUCAAUAACGCGAGCGAUUGUUUUCCCUCCGUGAUGACCGCCAACUAUUAUUUCGCGAUCGUCGGCCACGCCGAUAACCCGUUGUUCGAGAUCGAAUUCAAUAAUGCCGGGAAGGACGCGAAGAAGGAGGACCAUUCGCACCUAAAUCAAUUCAUCGCCCACGCCGCGCUCGAUCUCGUGGACGAGCAUACGUGGAAAACGACGAACAUGCACCUGAAAGUCGUGGACAAGUUCAAUCAGUGGUUUGUAAGCGCUUUCGUCACGGCGACGCACAUUCGAUUCGUCAUGGUGCAUGACAGUAAGAACGAGGACGGGAUUAAGAAUUUCUUCAACGAGAUGUACGAGACCUACAUAAAGUACUCUAUGAAUCCGUUCUACAAGCUGAACACUCCUAUCAAGUCCCUGGGAUUCGAGAAAAAGGCACAGUUGUACGGCAGAAAAUACUUGUCGUCAUAACGGAAUCCGAUUCGGCUCAUAGAAUAAAUGAACCAACUCUUGGUUGAACUGAUAAGUUUACAGAAAAUUAUUUAUAAUUUAGUUUCUCUCUAUAAUGUAUAUAAAAUUCCAUAUGUUAGGGAGAAAUGUAUUGUUAAUAUACGUGUAAUAUACCGAUGAUAUAUAUUGCUUUUUAAAUUCAACUUGAUUUUCAAUGCAAUUUUUGUGUUAAUGUGCAAUGAACACAAAGCGCUUUAGGAUCGCUCAGACAUGAGAACAAGUCAAGCAGCACGUGCAAGGUGACUGUACGUAUAUUUAGAUUUAUUGUAACUACUUAGAUAUUGUAACAAUUAAUUUGAAAGUCGA
This is a messenger RNA of Dinoponera quadriceps, 896 nucleotides long. It is a transcript of the gene Trs20, whose product is annotated as probable trafficking protein particle complex subunit 2. The transcript has 3 exons. Lineage: Eukaryota; Metazoa; Arthropoda; Insecta; Hymenoptera; Formicidae. Bases 129 to 551 code for a protein of 140 amino acids. Gene Ontology annotation, biological process: endoplasmic reticulum to Golgi vesicle-mediated transport. Gene Ontology annotation, cellular component: cytoplasm; nucleus; TRAPP complex. The record is from RefSeq and is a predicted model, not a curated record.